This is a messenger RNA of Raphanus sativus (radish), 1791 nucleotides long. Its product is annotated as dynamin-2A-like. Gene Ontology annotation, molecular function: microtubule binding; GTPase activity; GTP binding. The transcript has 14 exons. Gene Ontology annotation, cellular component: membrane; microtubule; cytoplasm. NCBI's taxonomy places the organism in Eukaryota, Viridiplantae, Streptophyta, Magnoliopsida, Brassicales, Brassicaceae. Bases 1 to 1791 code for a protein of 596 amino acids. The record is from RefSeq and is a predicted model, not a curated record.
AUGGUGCAGAAUGAGCUAGCGAGGCUUGGGGAACAACUCGUUAACAGUGCUGAAGGUACAAGGGCUAUAGCUUUGGAGCUUUGCCGUGAGUUUGAGGAGAAAUUUCUUCUCCACUUGGCUGGUGGUGAAGGAAGUGGUUGGAAAGUUGUUGCAAGUUUUGAAGGAACUUUCCCCAACCGAAUCAAGCAGCUUCCAUUGGAUAGGCAUUUUGACUUGAACAAUGUUAAACGGGUUGUUUUGGAGGCAGAUGGUUAUCAACCUUACCUUAUAUCUCCAGAGAAAGGGUUGAGGUCGUUGAUAAAGAUUGUUCUUGAGUUGGCUAAAGAUCCUGCACGUCUUUGUGUUGAUGAGGUUCAUCGAGUUCUUGUUGACAUAGUUUCAGCCUCUGCAAAUGCUACACCUGGACUCGGGAGAUAUCCUCCUUUCAAGCGGGAGGUUGUAGCUAUAGCAAGUGCAGCACUUGAUGGUUUCAAGAAUGAAGCCAAGAAAAUGGUGGUUGCACUAGUCGAUAUGGAACGGGCUUUUGUACCACCUCAACAUUUUAUCCGUCUUGUGCAAAGGAGAAUGGAAAGACAACGUCGCGAGGAUGAGCUGAAAGGACGAUCUUCUAAGAAGGGACAAGAUGCUGAGCAGUCCCUUUUAAGCAGGGCUGCUAGUCCUCAGCCGGAUGGUGGUAGCAUGAAAUCGAUGAAAGACAAACCUAGUCCGCAAGAUAAAGAGACGCCGGAGGUGUCUGGUCUGAAAACUGCUGGACCUGAGGGAGAGAUAACAGCAGCCUUGAUAAAACUAACUUCCAAGGUCGAUAACAAAAAUAUAUUCUUUCAUGUAGGGUACUUAAUGAAGAAAAGCGCAAAAACAAAUGGAUGGAGUAGGCGAUGGUUUGUUCUGAAUGAGAAAACUGGAAAGGAAUGCACUAUUGAAGAAAUUCCCGAGGAAGAAGUAGAAAAAUCAAAGAGUUCGAAGGAUAAGAAGGCAAACGGACCUGAUCCAAAAGGACCAGGUCUUGUAUUUAAAUUAACCUGCAAGGUUCCCUAUAAGACUGUACUAAAAGCUCACAAUUCCCUGGUGCUUAAGGCUGAGAGUGCAGUCGAUAAGAACGAGUGGAUUAAUAAGUUGCUGAAGGUUAUUCAGGCUCGAGGAGGCCAAGUGGGCAAUGUUUCCAUGAGACAGAGUUUUUCAGAAGGUUCACUUGAUAAGAUGGUUAGGAAACCCGUCGAUCCAGAAGAGGAACUCCGGUGGAUGUCCCAAGAAGUACGAGGUUACGUUGAAGCUGUCCUUAACAGUCUUGCAGCCAAUGUUCCAAAGGCUGUUGUUCUCUGUCAAGUGGAGAAAUCAAAAGAAGACAUGCUGAAUCAACUAUACAGUUCUAUCAGUGCAAUUGGCAAUGAGAGGAUCGAGUCAUUGAUUCAAGAGGAUCAGAACGUUAAAGGAAAAAGAGAGCGUUACCUGAAACAAUCCUCUCUUCUUUCUAAGCUCACAAGGCAGCUUAGCGUUCAUGACAACCGAGCUGCUGCUGCUUCAAGUUGGUCUGACAACAGUGCCACUGAAAGUAGCCCAAAAACCAGUGGAGGAGGUUCUUCAGGGGAAGACUGGAUGAAUGCCUUCAACGCCGCUGGUAAUGGAGGGUCAGAUUCAUUGUCAAGAUACGGAUCAGGUAGUCACAGCCGCCGUUACAGUGAUCCUGCUCAGAACGGAGAUUUACCAUCACCAGGCUCUGGUAGCAACCGCCGCACCACCCCGAACCGGCUUCCACCAGCACCACCACAGGGUGGAUCAUCUUACAGGUAUUAG